GCACCUGUGAAUAUCUACCCGCCCCCUUUGCUAAUAUCAGGCUUUACAACAUCUGGUGAGUUAGUUCAAAGUAGGGAAAGCGAGAGCGAGUGAGAACGAGCGAGAGAUAGCGAGAGAGCGAGGGGGAGUGAGUGAUAAUAUAGAGCGAGCAAGAGCCAGGGUAGUCCAGUGACAGUGAGGGCAGCCCAGUGACCCUGAGGGCACAAAAGUGACUGUGAACCCAGCCCAGUGACUGUGAACCCAUCCCAGUGACUGCGAACCCAGUCGAGUGACUGUGAACCCAGUCCAGUGACUGUGAGGGCAGCCCAGUGACUGUGAACCCAGUCCAGUGACUGUGAGGGCAGCCCAGUGACUGUGAACCCAGUCCAGUGACUGUGAGGGCAGCCGAGUUCCAGCCUGAGAGGCUGAGGGAGGGAGUGAUGUCGGGAGUGGAUACGGUGGGCUUUGUUCUGGGUGUGAGCGGUUGGGUCCUAACUGCCGUGUGUCUGGCCAACGAGGAGUGGAAGGUGUCCACGCUGGAUGGCAGUGUGAUCACCACCUCCACCAUCUACGAGAAUCUAUGGAAGAGCUGUGCCAGCGACUCAACUGGAGUCUACAACUGCAGAUACUUCCUCUCAUUGUUCGGACUGAGCAACUAUGUCCGUGCCUCGCAGGCGCUGAUGAUCAUUUCCAUCAUCCUGGGCUUCUUGGCUGGGAUCGUGGCUCUGCUGGGGUUACAGUGUGUGAAGGUGGGCAGCUCAGACCCCCUGGUCAAGGGAAAGAUCGCACUGGCUGGGGGCGUCACCUACAUCAUGGCCGCUCUCUGUGCCAUGGUGCCAGUCUCCUGGUACGCCUUCAAAAUCACCAUGCAGUUCUACGACCUAUUCUACCCGGGCACCAAGUAUGAGAUUGGGGCGGGGCUAUAUAUCGGCUGGGCGGGAAGUUCGCUGUCUCUGAUUGGUGGAAUCCUGCUGUGCUGCUCGUGUAAAUCAUCCAAUAGGAAAAAAGGGAAUUACCCGGUGAGUUACCGGCUGGGACGCUCGGUGUUGGGGCCGGCCUCUCGCAAGUGGGGCUCGGAGCUGGACGACAGCAACUACAAUAAGAGCGCACGUGGAACAAGAUGAGGCAAGGAGACAAGCACAGAGCACAGCAACGCACAGCACAGCACCUCGUUCAAGGUCCACCUCAAGACCUUCCUCUUUGACCGCGCUUUCGGUCACCUCUGUACAUAUAUUAUAGACCCGGAGAUAAAGGAUUUUCAAAGCGUC
Molecule: messenger RNA, 1247 nt
Organism: Callorhinchus milii (elephant shark)
Lineage: Eukaryota; Metazoa; Chordata; Chondrichthyes; Chimaeriformes; Callorhinchidae
Gene: cldn15a
Product: claudin 15a
Exons: 6
Coding region: 420-1103 (227 amino acids)
Biological process (GO): bicellular tight junction assembly; cell adhesion
Cellular component (GO): plasma membrane; bicellular tight junction
Molecular function (GO): structural molecule activity
Source: RefSeq, a predicted model, not a curated record